This is a messenger RNA of Coffea eugenioides, 1488 nucleotides long. RefSeq lists its product as uncharacterized. Lineage: Eukaryota; Viridiplantae; Streptophyta; Magnoliopsida; Gentianales; Rubiaceae. The transcript has 3 exons. The record is from RefSeq and is a predicted model, not a curated record. The coding region runs from base 1 to 1488 and encodes 495 amino acids.
AUGAGGGCAUUUCCCUUCUCCUUGAAAGAUUCUGCGAAGGACUGGCUGUACUACCUGUCACCAGGUAGCAUCACCACGUGGGACCAAUUGAAGAAAAAAUUUUUGGAUAAAUAUUUUCCUGCAUCCAGGGCUGCAAGUCUGAGGAAAGAAAUUUGUGGGAUCAAGCAGCAUUCAGGGGAGUCACUCUAUGAGAGCAUAAUUGAUGCUGCGAGUGGAGGGGCACUGGUGAACAAAACCCCUCAAGAAGCACGGGAGUUGAUAGAGAGGAUGGCAGAGAAUUCACAACAAUUCGGUACGAGGGAGGAUUUUUCAAUACGCAGGGUGAAUGAGGUAGAGACACCCUCCAUGCAGCAGCAGCUAACUGAGUUGACCGCGUUUGUUAGGCAACAGGCUGUGAGAAAUGCAUCACAAGCCAGGGUAUGCGGGAUUUGCACUGGUAUAGGUCACUCUGCAGAUAUGUGCCCAAUGAUUCAGGAAGAAACUGCAGAACAGGUGAACAUGGCUGACCACGCGCCCGUGCAAAGGAAGCAGUACGACCCUUACUCAAGCACCUACAACCCCGGGUGGAGAGAUCAUCCCAACCUCAGUUAUGGAGGGAAUAGGCAACCCAACUUUACACCGAACAGGCAGUCUAACUUUGUGCCAAAUAAGCCACCAGGGAUGGAGGCAACCAUUAUGCAAAAUCAGCAAAGGACGGACUCCGAAAUGCAGGAUAUAAGGAAUCAGAUAAGUCAAAUGGCCACAACAAUUAACCGUUUGGAUUCCCAGAACCAAGGGAAGCUGCCAUCUCAACCUGAGUUGAACCCGAAGAAUGUGAGCGCCAUGACCCUAAGGAGCGGGAAAGAAAUUCAGGGGCCUGAACCUGUGAUCCCUAAGGAUAAGGAUGAGGAAAAGAUCGAAAAUGAGCUUGAAAGGGAGAACAGCAAUGGUGCAGAUCUAAAGGUACUUCCUGACCCAGUAAUUACAGUUAAAACUAACCCGCCUCCUUUUCCUAGCAGGUUAGAAAAACCAAAGAAGCAGGAUAAGGAAAAGGAGAUUUUGGAGGUUUUUCGCAAGGUCGAGAUAAAUAUCCCCCUGUUAGACGCGAUCAAACAAGUACCAAAAUAUGCCAAAUUCCUAAGGGACUUGUGUGUCAACCGAAGGAGGUUGAGGGGAGAUGAACGGGUCAUUGUUGGGGAGAAUGUGUCAGCGGUCCUGCAGAGAAAACUUCCACCCAAGUGCGGGGACCCAGGUAUGUUUACUAUCCCCUGUAGGAUAGGGAACACUGUGAUUAGAAGGGCCAUGUUGGAUUUGGGAGCAUCAAUUAAUGUCAUGCCUAAAUCUAUAUAUGUUUCUCUGAAGUUAGGUCCAUUAAAAGAAACUGGAAUAAUCAUUCAAUUAGCUGACCGCACUAAUGCAUAUCCUGAUGGGUUGAUUGAAGAUGUGUUGGUAAAAGUAAAUGAUUUGGUGUUUCCAACUGAUUUUUAUGUAUUUGAUAUGGAUGAUUGA